AUGCUUCAGAAAGCCGAAACGGUUGUCGUUCAAUGUAAAUGAAGUUAAACAAUCGUUGUCGUCAUGCGACAGCUUCGUACUUUAAGACUUUUUUUUUAUUUCCAACAAGCUAACUGCAGUGAUCUCUGAUAAGUAGUCUCUUGGCUAAAUGCCCGAGCGGACAUGGACAUAAACGUUCAACAGUUUUUAAAUUGUUUUUUUCUCAUGAAAAUCAACACUGUAUACAGAGAAGCUGUCCAAAGAGAUCCUAGUGGCAAGAGGGUUCAUUUUAUGGAAACGAUCUUUAAAAUCUUGAUCAUAAUGUACAGCAAAUUAUCACAAUUCGGAUAUUUACAUCAGUGUACUUUUCUGUGACAUUACUGUAUCAAGUUGAUGUCAAAGAAACACCAAGUAUUACUCAUCAGUAUAAAAUGUACGUUUGUGCAGCAACAACAUCACGAACUCGUGCAAGAGGAAAAUUACAAGAGAUUUAUUGAAAUUAAUAAAUUAUAUAAAUAAAAUUAGAAUGAAAGGAAAAAGUACUUUAGACAGUGACGAUGAGUGAGAAACAUGGCAUCACCUGUCAUUUUAAGACAUGAAAGGGCCGUAGCUUCAUCUGUCAGCUUUUCAAGAUCAAGAGGGCAAAGUGAGCAGGCAGAUGAUGAUGAUGAUAUUCAAAUAUCAUUGGCACCUUAUGUACAGAACUACCUUGCACAGAGCGGUCAAAAACUUGACUGUUGUGGGGCAUGUUUGCCAGUGCCAUUUGAAAGAGCAGCAAAACAGUCAUGGUGGGAUCCUCGCUUUGACUCUGAAAUACUUGAGGGGCAGUACCGAUCAAGUUCCUUUCCACAAGUGCGCCUAAGAUUCCAAUAUGCUCUUGUGUAUAUCCUUGCUGUAUCGUUUUCAUGGUUUGUAUACUUCAUUGUGACUGGUGCAACUGGCAGAAUACAACACUGGAUUCCUGUGUCUGCUGUCUUUGCUGUACUAUUAAUUAUAAUAGGCCUGAUUUUAGCUGUAACAUACAGACGUUUUUACAGAACUUAUGCAUUUCCCAUUUCCAUAUUUGUGGCUGUCAUUAUUUGCAUCUUACUACUCGUGUUUAUUAUUCUGAAUUCCUCAAAUAGCAAGGCAAGUAGUAUCACCCCUGUAGGACAAUUUUCUCUUUGUAUUGAAACAUUGCUUAUUAUAUACACUGUGAUACAGCUACCUCUCUAUGUGUGUGUAGCCAUUGGUAGCAUUUUUUCAAUAUUAUUUGAAUGCUUGAUUGCUACAUUGUACUUUAAAGAAGAUUAUGGUGUGAAUACAAACACUGGUGUUGUAGUUCGGACGUUACUGCAUAUUGUUGUGCAUUUAAUCGGCAUUCAUGUUCUCAUAAUGACAAAUGCUAGAAUGCGUGGAACUUUCAUGAAAGUGGGCCAGUCAUUAUUAGUUAGAAGACAGCUCGAAAUGGAGAAACAGUUGAAGGAGAAGAUGAUACACUCAGUGAUGCCACCCAAGGUUGCGGACUGGCUAAUGUCGGAAACUGGUGGUGCCCAGGAAGAUGAAUAUGAAGAUAGUGAAUCAUUGCAGAAACCAACACAUGGCAAGAAUCAUGCUAGUGGUGGAAAUGAUAUUCGUUCUCUGUUCCGUCCUUUCAAUAUGAACCGAAUGGAAAAUGUCAGUAUACUAUUUGCUGACAUUGUAGGUUUUACACGAAUGAGCUCCAAUAAGAGUGCCGAAGAACUUGUUGGCAUAUUGAAUGACUUAUUUGAACGAUUUGAUGAUCUCAGUGCUAAGCAUGGCUGUGAGAAGAUUUCAACAUUGGGUGACUGCUACUACUGUGUUGCUGGUUGUCCUGAGCCUAAACUUGAUCAUGCAAAGGCCUGUAUAGAAAUGGGGCUUGAUAUGAUUGUUACAAUCAAACAGUUUGAUGCAGAAACAAAUGAAGAUGUGAACAUGAGAGUAGGUGUUCAUACAGGAACUGUGUUGUGUGGUAUAGUUGGAACCCGUCGAUUCAAAUUUGAUGUUUGGUCAAAUGAUGUGACAUUUGCCAAUCAAAUGGAAUCAACAGGGAAACCUGGUCAAGUACAUAUUUCUGAAGUUACUGCAAGAUUUCUGAAUAAUGAAUAUGUGUUAGAGGAAGGUGACACUGUCCAAGGUACAAAGACAUAUUUUGUUGUUGGUAGAAAAUGUGAGUUCCGGAAACCCCAUUCACCAACAGCAGUCACUGGAGGAACACAUUUGGAGAUAUCCCCAAGUUUACAGCCACGCAUCCGUGUCCAGUCUUGUGUGCAGAGUAGUGCCAUACGUCCACACUACUUGCAUUUGAUGACAGAUGUUGGUGUGCGGCAAGCCAAAGCAUGUUCACUUCCCAGUAUACUAGAUUCUGACAAUGAAGAUGAAGGCUGUGAUGUGCGACAACUCACUAAAAGUCCAGUAUCCUUGGCUGGUACCAGCUUCUCUCCAAAAUACAAACCAUGGCGUUAUCACAGAAAACUUGUUGUGAAUUCAGAAGAAACAGAGCCACUUGGUUUACAAGGAGUGAGCCGUUCUUCUCCACCAAUGAUUAGAGCACCUGCAGCAGAAAAUAAGGAAAAUGGAGUUCAUCAAGGUGUAGAACCUCAUGCUGAAACAGAGCAACUGAGGCCAGUUAGCACUCUCGGGGUUCCAGUCUCAAGCAGUGAUCAGCUAAGCAUGUGUGCAUCUGUUAACAGCCGCAAAGAUUCUGGAAUUCGUAGCAACAGCCGUCGCAGUAGUAUUCAACAACAGAUAUUUGUGAUGAAUGGUAUAGUCCAUGGGGAUCUGCUUACACACCGUGUGAGUGGUUAUUACACAUCAAGCCAGUCUUCUGUUAAUGAAGCAGAUGGUGAUCCAGAUCGGAGACCAGUUCAGUUGCCACCACCAUUAUCAGAUAACUUGGGAAUGUGUUUCCAAAGUCUUCGAAAGCAGUCAGAUCUACAGUUGAUAAAAUGUGUGCAGGACAGCGCUACAUCACAGCGAAGCUAUUUUGUAAAGCCGCCUCUACGUGGUUUCUCAUUGUUUUUUCGGCAGAAGGAAAUGGAAAAAGAAUAUAGAGCCAAUGCUCAUCGUGUGACUGACAAGACUGCUGAUUCUCCUCCAACUUUAGCUACUUCAAGAUAUAAUACAUACUUCGACAUUCUCAUAUCUGCAUUAGUUUAUCUUGCAGUCACAGUUUCUCUUUUCCUGUUAUACAGGCCCACAGUUGCUUGGAUUUCUGUUUGUGUGGGAGCAACAACAGUGCAACUCAUAGCAGUGUUUCUUUGUAUCAGUCAACUGGUUGCAGCAAGACAUGUGAGUUUAAUUGGAAAAAGGAUCUCCAAAAGACUCUUGAAAAUUUUCUCAAGCUGGUACCCAUGGCAUUUUAUUGGGGCUGUCCUUGUGAGCUUGCCUGUCAUAUCUGUUCUUGUAAAUUUUGUAUGUUUAAAUUUUGAAGAAGCUUCAAAUGCAGACUUUUAUUAUAGUUACUUGUUAUUUGUCAGUCUGGUUCACUUUUGUAACUUUACCCAACUAAAUUGCUGGAUGAAAAGUUGCUUGGCCACACUUGCCGGAGUUUGCUACAUUGCAUUAAUAGCUAGUCACACUUGCCCAUUUUUUAUUAACAUACCAAGCAAUUUUUCAACAUGGCUUAGAAGUGUAAAUGCCAGUAAUGAAAGUAUUUAUAAUUGGAAUGGCCAAAUAAAAUUAGCUGUUAGGAACUCCAUACAUAAUGGAAUUGCUGCUUCUGAGUUGAGUACAAAAGAAGUAAACAUUUCCAGAAAAUCUGAAGCAUUUCUGUAUGAACAUGUAUAUCACAUAAAUAAUUUGUAUCAUGGAGAAAUUUUUCUAGAUGUUUUAAUGUUACUCAUAUUAGUUUGGUUUUUGAAUCGUGAAUUUGAGAUAAGUUACAGAUUGAGUUUUCAUGGAAAUGUAGUAGCUGCAAGAGAUAAGGCAAGGGUUCAGAACAUGAAAAAUCAGGCAGAUUUACUCUUGCAUAAUAUUAUUCCGAAGCAUGUGGCAGAUCAGUUAAAGAACACUGCCAAGUAUUCUGAAAACCAUCAUGAUGUUGGUAUAAUAUUUGCUUCUAUUGUAAACUUCAAUGAAAUGUAUGAUGAAUCUUAUCUUGGAGGAAAGGAAUAUUUGAGAGUUCUUAAUGAACUGAUUGGAGACUUUGAUGAAUUAUUAACAAAACCAGAAUUUCGAAAUGUAGAAAAAAUCAAAACUAUAGGAAGCACUUUUAUGGCAGCAUCAGGUCUGAAUCCAGGUGUACGUAGACAAAGUCAGCAUCCAAAUCAACAUUUGUUUGAAUUAAUGGAGUUCGCUAUAGCUAUGCAAAAAGUAAUUGAUGAUUUCAACCGUAAUUUAUUAGAAUUCAAUUUAGUUUUGCGAGUGGGUUAUAAUUUUGGUGAUGUAACAGCUGGUGUCAUAGGAACAAAGAAACUGUAUUAUGAUAUUUGGGGAGAUGCUGUUAACAUUGCUAGUCGAAUGGAUUCAACAGGUAUUCGUGGUAGAAUUCAAGUUGGUGGAGCUUGUUUGCCCAUAUUGUCAGAACGAUAUGAAUUUGAACCGAGAGGUUCAGUUUACGUUAAAGGUAAAGAUCAUAUGGAAGUUUUCCUUUUAAAAGGGAGAUGUGGAGAAGUAAGUGCAGUCAGUGGUUGAGAGGUGAUAACGUAAAUGUUAACUUGCAAUGAAUUUGGUACCAUGUAUCAUUUAAAUGCCAAAUAUUUUACACAAAUUAAAUCUUUCAUGGUGAAGUAUAAUUAUGGAGUCUAUUCACUGCACAAUGUAAUGGAAAAAGAAGAAAGUAUUCUUGAUUGUCUUGAUUAACUUGUACACUCAUCUACUUUGAAGUACUGUCACUGAAUUAAACUACUUUCUUGUACAUCCUCCAGAAAUCCAAAUACCAUCCUGAUGCUUGUGCAUAGGUCACCACAUCAUUAUAAUUUCAGCUUAUAUUUUUGGUGCUUUUGUAAUGGCUGAUCAUUUUGUUAUUUUAACGUGGUCUUCAUAAACAAUUAACUUGGAGAAACUGCCACAACUGGAGUGAAUGAAUGAGAUUUUAUAUGCAGCAUUCUAAUAUCAUAAUCAUGCACAAGAGAACAAGUUAAUUUGGAUAUCUCUCGUUGAUUCAGCUUAUCAGUACUGGGCCUCAAUUACUGUUAAGAGGAGGCUGAUUGAUUCUUCCUAUACAUAUAGUUAGUGAUUCCUGUGUUGUGGCUCUCUCUCUCUCUCUCUCUCUCUCUCUCUCUCUCUCUCUCUCUCUCUUUUGUACAGUAUUCAUUUCUGUGCUAUGCAACAUACUGAUAAUCAGAAAGUAAGGAAAGUAAGUUUUCUGUUACUAUAACAUGUGAUAGGACUUAGAUAUUCAUGCUAUUUCUUGCAUCUCUAAGCCAGUCUUUAUACAGUGAUGCUAUGCCAAAUUGUACCACAUGGAAGUAUUAUGAAGUUAUGAGAUCCCACAUUAAUUUUGUUUCUUAAACAAAAUUUUAUUUGGGAAUUAUUGUUUGUUUAUUCCAUGCUGUUCAUCUGCUGCUGCUGCUAACAGCCUCCUGUGUUACAUGAGCAUGCACAUAAUUACAGUAUCAGAACCUCAUAUUUGCAUAACCAAUA
This is a messenger RNA of Schistocerca piceifrons (Central American locust), 5565 nucleotides long. RefSeq names its product adenylate cyclase type 9 (gene Ac13E). Gene Ontology annotation, molecular function: adenylate cyclase activity. Lineage: Eukaryota; Metazoa; Arthropoda; Insecta; Orthoptera; Acrididae. The record is from RefSeq and is a predicted model, not a curated record. Gene Ontology annotation, biological process: adenylate cyclase-activating G protein-coupled receptor signaling pathway; cyclic nucleotide biosynthetic process; intracellular signal transduction. The transcript has 9 exons. The coding region runs from base 550 to 4614 and encodes 1354 amino acids.